AUGAAAUUGAAUUUUACAAGUUUUUUUUUACACAUAUUUUUGCUCUGUGGUGAUUACAAUUUGCCUGAGAUUUCUUGGUCUAAUGAUUCACAUGGCCUUACUUAUACUUCAUCAUCCGCUCUUCGUGUACCUUGUGUUCCAGAACUACUUGCUUUCAAUGGAUUCUACCAAAAAAAUACUAUUUUAAACUUUAAGGGUUCCAUACUCGAUCUAAUUUGUUGUAACAUAGACUCCGUUGUUGUCACCCAAUCUCUUGAACCGUUUGUUCCACCUGACCCAUAUCAUCCUCCUCUAAAAAUUUCAUUUCCGUAUAUCUCCACCCCUAAUAUAUGUAAUUCAUCUCAUUCCUUUCUGAAUUUUAAAAACGCCGAUUACGAUUCUAUAAUUAAUUUUUUGUCUUACUUUGAUUGGUACUCUACUCUAUCCAACCUAGACUUAAAUACUGCGGUUUAUACCUUUACUGAUGCUCUUCAUAAUUCAAUCUUGAGAUCUGUCCCUAUAUCACGCUUCUAUAAAUCCAGUUUUCCCACAUGGGUAUCUAAAGACCUCAAAUCGUUAAUUUAUCGUAAGAACAAAGCUCAUGCAAAGUUUAAAUGUUCCUUCGACCCUGCUGAUUACACUGCUUUUUCCCUCCUUCGUGCUAAAUGUAAAUAUACUUCCAAAAAAUGUAAUAAAGAAUUCGUCGAAAAGUCUGAAAAAUCUCUAUCCUCUAAUCCCAAAAAUUUUUGGGAUUUUGUACGCAAGAAUCGUUCCCACAAUGCUGUUCCGAACACUGUUUCUUUAAUUGGUGUCAAUAGUUCUUCUAAGCUGGAAAGUGUUAAUCUGUUUGCUAAACAUUUUUCUUCGGUUUAUCCUCCAGAGCCCGUUACUUCAAAUCUUCAGAUAUUAGAUAUACAGUUCUUUGACUUACCUAACAACUGUUACUUCUCUGCAAACGAUGUCCUCCUCAAACUUAAUACUUUAGAAAAUGUGUCUUCUAUUGGACCCGAUGGAAUACCUGGUUAUUUCCUCUACAAAACGAGGUUCAUUAUUUUCUAUCCUCUUUGGAUCCUAUUUCGAAGAUCCCACGAUGAUAGUACUUUUCCGGACAUGUGGAAAAUUGGUUCCAUUACUCCUAUUUUAAAAUCAGGUUGCCGUACGUCAGUCACUAAUUACAGACCAAUUUCCAUUUUAGGGCAUAAUUCUAAGCUCUUUGAGUCAUUAGUCUUAGACGCAAUUCAGCCUUCUGUAAAUUUGAUCUUAGCCAACGAACAGCAUGGUUACCGUACUGGCAGAUCAACGGUUACUUGUAACCUUGUUUUCUGCAAUUACAUAUUCGGAUAUUUUAAAAAUGGAACACAGGUUGAUGUCAUAUAUACCGACUUUGCUAAGGCGUUUGACUCUGUUAACCAUGAGGUUCUAAUCUCUGUUCUUCGUGCUACUGGAUUUGGGGAUCCUAUCCUAUCUUG
This is a messenger RNA of Myzus persicae (green peach aphid), 1448 nucleotides long. RefSeq lists its product as uncharacterized. The transcript has a single exon. The annotation marks the transcript as partial. NCBI's taxonomy places the organism in Eukaryota, Metazoa, Arthropoda, Insecta, Hemiptera, Aphididae. The record is from RefSeq and is a predicted model, not a curated record.